AUGGAAACAGAUGGUUUCAAACCCGAUAUUGUAGCAUAUAACACUGUCAUUGAUUGUCUUUGUAAGUGUGGGUUGUUAAAGGAGGCUCUCCAUCUCUUCUCCGAGGUGAAGGUUAAGGGCAAUAGACCAAAUAUCAUUACUUACAAUUGCUUAAUUCUUGCUAUGUUUAAUUCGGGCCAGCAGAAGGAGGCAACAAAGCUUUUGAAUGAAAUGAAGGGUAACAAUAUUUCACUUAAUAUUGUCGCAUAUAAUAUAUUGGUUGAUGCGUUUUGCAAGGAGGGGCUUAUUUUUGAAGCUGUAGAUACUGUUCACACAAUGAGAAAGCAAGGGCUUAAGCCUAAUGUUGUCACUUAUACUAUAUUGGUUGAUGCGUAUUGCAAAAAGGGAAUGAUAUUUGAAGCUAAAGAUAUUGUUGAUAAAAUGAGAAAGCAAGGCAUUGAGCCUGAUGUUGUCACGUAUGGUAUAUUGGUUGAUGGCUUGUGCAAAGCUGGCCACAUCGAAGUUGCAAAGGAAAUAUUUCGUGAACUCUCAGUCAAUGGUUUAAAACCCGAUGUUUACACAUAUACUGUAAUUAUUAAUGGAUUCUAUACAGUGGGAUUGCCAGAUGAAGCAUGCCAAUUGUUUAGGAGCAUGGAAGAUAAUGGUUGCUCGCCUAAUAGCUGCUGUUAUAAUGUAAUGAUCCAAGGGCUUCUUCGAAACAGCUAUACAUCAAAGGCAACAGAAGUUCUUACAGAAAUGGUCAGUGAGGGUUUUCUGCAAAUUUAUGCGCUGCCACCUUAUUUCUUGACCUCAUAUUACGAUAUGAUAUACAGUGGGUGGAAAUGCAAUUUUCAGUAUAUUGAUCAGUUUACUCCUGAAUGUUCCAACCUCUGUUGGUGCAGCUUCAUAUCAUCAGAGUUAGAUAAGCAAGUGCUUCAUAUUAGCUGUUGA
Messenger RNA from Hibiscus syriacus, 930 nucleotides. Its product is annotated as pentatricopeptide repeat-containing protein At4g11690-like. Gene Ontology annotation, molecular function: protein binding. Bases 1 to 930 code for a protein of 309 amino acids. The record is from RefSeq and is a predicted model, not a curated record. The transcript has 3 exons. Lineage: Eukaryota; Viridiplantae; Streptophyta; Magnoliopsida; Malvales; Malvaceae.